UUUGCUGCUCCUGCGGCUGAGUUCAUCAUCGUGUUGAAGAGCAGGAUCAUGGCUCAGGUGUUUCUCAGGAGGUUCUUCAGCUUCAGGCGGAUGUUCUGCACUCAGAGAACUUCUCCUCUGACCAUGUGCGAGCAGGAGGACGGGAUCAGGAGAAUCAUCUUGAACAACCCGAGGAAGAGGAAUGCCUUGUCUCUGGCCAUGCUGAGCUCUCUGCAGGAGAACCUCCUGAGCGGUGUAGAUGACUCGGACCUGAGGGUCAUCAUCAUAUCAGCGCAGGGUCCAGUGUUCUCCUCGGGUCACGACCUGAAGGAGCUGACCUCGGCCUGUGGCAGAGAUCAUCACACCACGGUGUUCAGGGUCUGCUCAGAGGUCAUGACCUUGAUUCAGGACCUCCCAGUCCCUGUGAUCGCGAUGGUGAACGGCGUCGCCACGGCAGCAGGAUGCCAGUUAGUGGCCAGUUGUGAUAUCGCCGUGGCGACGGAGAGGUCGAGCUUCGCGACCCCAGGCGUGAACGUGGGUCUGUUCUGCUCCACUCCCGCCGUGGCGAUCGGAAGAUCCGUUCCCCGGAAGGUUGCGAUGGAGAUGUUGCUGACGGGCCGCGCGCUCACGGCGCAGGAGGCUCUGCUACACGGGCUGGUGAGUGCGGUGGUGCGGGAGGAGCGUCUGGAGGAAGAAACGCUGGCCAUCGCACGCCGGAUCUGCGAGUCCAGUCGCCCCGUGGUGGCUCUCGGGAAAGCGGUGUUUCAGAGGCAGAUGGUGCAAAGUCGAGACGCUGCAUACGUCACCGCGACAACCGCCAUGGUGGACAACCUGGAGCUCCGUGAUGGUCAGGAGGGAAUCCAGGCUUUCCUGGAGAAACGCAGACCUCUGUGGAGCAACAGCACUGAGAAAGUACACGACUGACUGUAGCAACAUCACACACACACACACACACACAGCUCUAAAAAUAUCUAACAGCUCUCUGUUUAUUCAUAAUCGAUUUUAAAUCUUUGUCACGAAAACAUUUGAAUUCCAUUAAAGUGCUGUUUUCUGAUUAAAGAGAAUGUAAAAGUGUGAUGAUGUGUUUGGAUUUAAACUGCAAUAAAAACUGGAAAAAGAACAAGAA
Silurus meridionalis is the source of this 1105-nucleotide messenger RNA. RefSeq names its product enoyl CoA hydratase domain containing 3 (gene echdc3). Gene Ontology annotation, cellular component: mitochondrion. Lineage: Eukaryota; Metazoa; Chordata; Actinopteri; Siluriformes; Siluridae. Gene Ontology annotation, molecular function: hydro-lyase activity. The transcript is spliced from 5 exons. The record is from RefSeq and is a predicted model, not a curated record. The coding region runs from base 49 to 903 and encodes 284 amino acids.